GCACGUUUCUCAAACACAGUAUAAAAGAGCUAGAGUCAAUUAUUUUCGUUGGUGUAAUCAAAUAUUCGCCACUGCUCCUGCCAGCUCCUGCUCGCAACCGCUAGGUUUCGCACCAGUCGGAUUCAGAAGCACAAAAUGGCGGAAAGCAAUGACUUGUCAGCCUCUCAGACAGAAAAACUACUUCAGUUUCAGGACUUGACGCGGAUAGAGGACCUGGAUAGGUGUCGCGAAAUAUUGAACCGACACAACUGGGAUUUGGAGGUUGCGGUCCAAGAUACGCUGAACAUUCAGGAAGGUUCUCCAUCCGUGUACAGACCGCCGUCUAGUCGACAACCGCCCGUCGUGGUGGAUCACGCCGACCAGAGGUUUUUCUACUCCGUGCAGAGCUGGAGACCCAAUGGCCUGUUGGGAUGGGGCAAAUUCAUCAUCACAUUUCCACUCUCUUUCCUCUACAACUCGCUCCUCGGCAUCAUCAAGUUUGCAUGGAGCUUAGUACGCCCUGAUGCAAGGAGAAUUGUGACAGAUCCCCUGGCGGAUGUGAUGAACUUCAUCGAAGGCUACGAGACCAGGUACGGGUCCAACCAUCCCGUGUUCUACCAGGGAACCUACAGCCAGGCGCUGAACGACGCCAAGCGGGAACUCAAAUUCCUUCUCAUAUACCUCCAUGGGGACGACCACCAGGAUACUGGUGCCUUCUGCAGGGACACGCUGAGCAACAGAGAUCUCGUCGAGUUCAUCAACGGCCACAUGCUCUUCUGGGCUUGCUCUGUCAACUACCCAGAAGGUUACCGGGUGUCGCAGGCCCUGCGGGAGAACACCUACCCGUUCCUGGCGGUGAUAGUGCUGCGCGAGCACCGCAUGACGGUCGUGGGGCGCUUCGAGGGGCUCAUGCGGCCCGACGUGGUGCUGCUCCGGCUGCAGCAGGUCAUGGCCGACAACGAGGCCUCGCUCGUCACGGCACGCAUGGAGAGGGACGAGCGGUCGCUGACGCAGUCGAUCCGGCAGCAGCAGGACGAGGCCUACCAGGCGUCCCUGCUGGCAGACCAGGAGAAGGAGCGCCGGCGGCAGGAGCAGCUACGGGUGCUCGAGGAGGAGCAGAGCCGCCAGCGGGAGCGGGACCUCGUGGAAGUGCAGCGCAAGCAGGAGAUCCAGAGGAUGAAGAUGGAGCUGGUGGACCAGAUCCCUGAGGAGCCUCCCGAUUCGGACCCGCACAGCAUCCGCCUGGUCAUCAAGCUCCCCGCUGGAACCCGCCUCGAGAGGAGGUUUCGGAGAUCUCAGUCGCUUAAGUAUUUAUAUUUCUACGUGUUCUGCCAAACGGAGGCUCCGGACAGCUUCGAGAUCAUCACCAACUUCCCCCGGCGGACGUUACCCUGCGAGCCGACGCAAGAGUGCCCCGAGCCGCCCAGCUUUGCGGAACUUGGCCUGGGGAAGACAGAGACCCUCUUUGUGCACGACCUGGAUGCAUGAACUCAGUGGCUGCAGAUCGUGCGUCCAUGCGAACGGACGGUUCCAGUCAAAACGGCCGCCCUCCCUCCGAAGCGAAGACGGGUGUCGCCCCUCUCCCCGGGCAUUAGCCCAAGGCGCAAGGACGGUGCAGGCGAGGCAGUCCUUGCUGCUUUCCGUUGGCUCCGAAACGCGCGCGGCUGUGGAGGCCGUGCGAGAUGAGGGUUCGUUUAAAGCGCAGUAAAGUUCACAAAGUGCACUACUAUUUCUCUUCGUUGCUUUUUCUCGACGUUCAUCAACCGAUCCGUUGUUUUCUUCCCGAUCUGCUUUUGAGUGUCGUUCAGCGUAAAGGAAACUUGGGGUUGUCGACGGCAGUUUGCAAGUUGCCAAUGGAUUUUAUUUUGGGGCGAGUUUACUAUGGAUUUGCCUUAAAAGAGAUAUUGAUUUUGUGUUUAGUUGAUUUGCUACUGUACCCCUUUGGUCUUCGAUGCAUAAAAAAGGCUCUGCUUCGAAAGGUCUACAGGGUUGGGGUGCAAAUAAGUGUUUUUUUUUUGUGUGUUUUUUUUUUUUUGUUUCCUAAAGCUAGGUUUUGCUUGAAUUGAGGUGGGACACCCCUUGUGAAUCUAUCUUUACCGAAACAUCUAUAAUAAUAUAAUUAAAACCUUAAUGCAGUUGUGUGAGAUGAAACAAUGUGUUUGCUGAUCUCUUGCUUAUGAAAGUUCACUCUUAUGACGUUAACACGAAAGUGCUUUCUUUGUGUCAAACUUACAAUUUGAUUUUUUCCGCUGACAUAUGAGGACAUUUUUGUCUGAAGGGUAAUUGCGAAGUGGAGCUUAAAAUAAGUUUGCUUUUGUAUGUGGCAUAAAUUAAUGCCUCAAACGCAAGAUCUAUGCAGUGAAAAGUGUUUGUGCUUCGUAAAGGGAUGGACAUAACUUUCUUUAGAUCACCAUGUCAGUUUAGUUUCCACUUUCACCACAUCACUGUUGCUUUCAUGCAAGUUUGUCAUAGAUCAUACUUUGUGACUAUGUGAAGGAGGUGAAUGUAGACUCAAGCACAUUUUUAUGCAGUUCUAACGUGUACAGAGGUCGUCUGGCACAAGUUCAAUCACCCUGACGGGUGAUGCCAGUAAGCGAAGACGGUUGUAUGCUAUGGGGAGAUCCCUUGAUGUUUCUAAUUCCUCUAAUUACAUAUACGAUGCAGACUAAGCUUUUGGGGUGCACCAGUUGCAUCCAUUUGUUUCACUUUGAAUGGACAGUAACAAGACGGCAAGAAGCUGGUAUUUAUAAAGCUUAAAUACAACUUUUUUAUGUCAUUGUCGAGCUUUUAGUUUGUUUCGAGACAGCAUUGCAUCCAAGAACUGUUGGUUGUUUGUGUGGCAGCGCGCCUUGGGCCAUGUGUCGGAUUUUUACUGAAAUAAAGAAGAGACUAUGUG
Messenger RNA from Ixodes scapularis (black-legged tick), 2875 nucleotides. It is a transcript of the gene Faf2, whose product is annotated as FAS-associated factor 2. Bases 136 to 1467 code for a protein of 443 amino acids. The record is from RefSeq and is a predicted model, not a curated record. Lineage: Eukaryota; Metazoa; Arthropoda; Arachnida; Ixodida; Ixodidae. The transcript has 12 exons. Gene Ontology annotation, molecular function: ubiquitin binding. Gene Ontology annotation, cellular component: endoplasmic reticulum.